GCCCGAUCAAACACCAGCUUCCACAAGAAUUGCCCUAUCAAUAUGUCGGUCGAAGCAUCUUCAACCCUCCAGCCUCGGUGGCUGCUGGAUCUGAACGCCGCAACCCAAUCGAAGCCCAAACAUGGCGCCCUUCCCGAUCCGCCGGGCUACAGCCCCCCAAACGCCCUCCAGUCCAACAGAUCGAAGAACGCCAAGUCCGUCACAACCCGCAAGGCCCCUUCGUCAGAAGAGAUGGACACCCUGAAGCUCAAGAAGGCGUGGGAGAUGGCGAUCGCGCCGGCAAAGCAGCUGCCCAUGAACGCCUUUGGCAUGUACAUGACGGGCAACUCGCUGCAGAUUUUCUCCAUCAUGAUGGUGUUUAUGCUGUUCAAAGGCCCCAUCCAGGCCAUGUUCAACAUCCAGUCCACAUUUCAGCGAUUGGAGAGCGAGGGGAACAAGCAGCAGAUGAUCCUGGUUAAGGCGGCGUACGUGGGCUGUAACUUGCUGGCACUUGCGCUGGGCAUAUGGAAGGUGAAUGGCAUGGGGCUGCUACCGACUACACGGUCCGACUGGUUGGCGUGGGAGAGCGCGAGAGAACCCCUACAAAGAGCGUUUUAUGUCCCUUGAGCAGCUUUGAAUGUCAACACUUUGCAUUAUCUCAAGUCGAGCCGACCUUCCACUCUGUGAUGACUUCUAGUGAACCUAUCAGACACGCUUGAGAUCCAGUGGCGCCGCUUGAGGCUACCAGUUAUCGAAAACUCGGGACGACCCUCCUAUGCUUUGUGCUCGGGUGAAGCCUCGAACGGUAUUAUUAGCCGUCUCGUAUCUCACCAGAUGCCAUCUACUUUGAUCGCUGCGGACGCCUGCCGAUAGCUACAUGGGCCGCUUGCCGUUACUACUCAGCCUCUCCGAGUCGCAACCAAAGUACAUGUAGUUUCUAGGACACAACUAAAGUAGUUCCUACUGCGCAACUAAAGUAGUUCCCACUUCGAAACUAAAGUAGUUUCCCAAACCGGCACCCGCUAGCGCCCGCGCUGAAUGUCCAAUCAAAACGUGCAGAACGAAGGAGGAGAUCCGGCUACGAGC
This is a messenger RNA of Neohortaea acidophila, 1065 nucleotides long. RefSeq lists its product as uncharacterized. Gene Ontology annotation, biological process: protein folding in endoplasmic reticulum. The record is from RefSeq and is a predicted model, not a curated record. Bases 43 to 606 code for a protein of 187 amino acids. Gene Ontology annotation, cellular component: EMC complex. NCBI's taxonomy places the organism in Eukaryota, Fungi, Ascomycota, Dothideomycetes, Mycosphaerellales, Teratosphaeriaceae. The transcript is spliced from 2 exons.